CAUCUCUUAUCACAUGGUACCUAAAACGUAGAGAGAUCGACUACAGAUACAUUCAAGUAGAUAGAUACGUAGCGUACGGAACUUGGUUCCUUUGAUCAUGCAAAGCCUGGUUGGGGGCGAACCAGGGUAGGUGCUGCGUACAUCUAGUCUACCUGCAGUGUUGUUUGGGUCCAAUAUGCAAACCGAAGACAAUGAGACGCCGGAUACGCAUGUAACUUGGUACGUACGUGGAGUACGUACGUCUAGGCAUGGAGGGUAAAUUCCAACAAAUGAGAUUUAGGCAUAUACAUUUCCUGGCAUUGAUGAGGACCAACAGGGCAAAGUGAAAAGGGCUGAUCUCCCCCUUCCCCUCUGAUAUUCCACCUUGUUUCCUUUUCAUCCCUUCGCUACUCAGAACAGGUGCCGUAAUAAGAGUUGGAUGAGAGGCAAGAUUCGACGAGUGAAACAUUGGAGGUAAAAGUCAUUCGCUACUAAAACCGACCUGUACAAUAUCCAGCACUCCUCCAAGCACGUAUCAAUACCAACCUAUCGUCAACAUCGUCAACAUACACUGCCAAUCGUUAAGGGAUAUUUUGCCCACACAUUUACAACAUGCGAUUCACGCUCGCUUUUGUUUCUGCACUCCUGGGCACCGCUAUUGCGGCUCCUCAGGGUGUUACCAACAAGUUGACCCCUACCGGCGCUGCACCGGCUGGCUGCACCGGUACAUUUGACGGAAAGUUUGAGAUCAGCGUCGCAGAGGUGACCGAGAAGCGAGGUAUUUCCCAGCCUCAGAAGCGCGCCGAGUGCGGCAGCGAUGGUGUCCUUGUAUUGACGCUGAAGGAUGGUUCAACCUUCGAUGCCAAAGAUCGAACCGGUUACAUCGCGUCGAACUUCCAGUUUCAAUUCGAUGCCCCUGCCCAAGCUGGUGCUCUCUACACCAAUGGGUUCUCUCUUUGUGAGAAUAACAUCCUCGCGUUGGGAGACUCCAAGACCUUCUACCGAUGCCUAUCAGGCGACUUCUAUAAUCUCUACGAUCGUGACUGGGCCCCCCAAUGCUCGCCUGUUUCGAUAAUCGCCGUCCCGUGCGGUUCAGAUGACCCAGCCUCUCAGAUUCCCGAUGGUCAGGUUGUUGGCACCAGCGUUGUUCAGACUACUAUCGUCACCGCUUUGCCAGACGGCCAGCCGCAGGUUAUCACAACCUCAGUCCCUGUCCCAAUCUGCCAGAUCGGUGAUGGCCAAGUACAACAAGUGACAACGCCUUGCGCUUCGAUAACCUCUAGCCCAACCAGCACGUAUGUGCCCGUGAGCGAGUAUACGGAUGGUCAGGUUCAAGUCACGCCGCCGGGCAGCGCUCCGGCUCCACCGGCUACCCCGACAGCCACUCCCACACCUGGUUCACCUGCACCACCUGCUCCUUCGGUCCCCGUCUCAUCGGCAUCUGCGCCCUCGGCACCUGCGCCCUCAGUUCCGGCGCCCAGCAGUAGCAGCGGUAGUACACCAAGCACCUCCGUAAGCGAGAGUGUCAGUUCCAGCGCCAGUGUUAGCCUUCCGGCUAGCUCAUCGUCGCCGAGCCCCAGUGCCCCAAGCGAGACUACGGCACCGCCCCAGAGCGGAUCUUCUCGCGUCUCGGUCGGAUCUAUCGGUGCCCUGGUCUUCACUGCCAUGGUCGCCUGUUUCUACCUGUAACUACAACCGGUACACCUGUCUGAUACAUUCAUCAAACAGGACAACAUAGCAAUAUGAAUUGUAAAGUGACUGGGAUUGCUUUAGCACGGAAAGCCGAUAGAGGUCGGAAGUAAUGUAUGCCCCAUCGUGAGAUGGCAGGAUAGUUAAUGUGAGACGAGGGAAAUGAGGAGUAAUACAAGGAAAAGUAACAUAGCAGUCAGGACAUAAUACAAAAAGCCCAUGGCAUAUUAAUAUCAGAUCGUCCCCUUUAAGUGUCUUUGUAUCGACGUACUGGCUGCAUCUUACCUCUCCCAAAAAAGAACUAUUUACCUAUCUAAAAGGCGUAAAUAGUUUCAGGGUUAUAGAAGCAGAUCGGUGGAUGGUAUGGUAAAACGACAAACACCCGUAUCUGUAAAUUAUUCUGCGACAUAGCAUGUUAAUUGACAGUUGAAGAAUUCUACUAGGAAACAAUAAUGAUGUUUGAUAGAAAUGCU
Daldinia caldariorum is the source of this 2141-nucleotide messenger RNA. RefSeq lists its product as uncharacterized. Gene Ontology annotation, cellular component: fungal-type cell wall. Lineage: Eukaryota; Fungi; Ascomycota; Sordariomycetes; Xylariales; Hypoxylaceae. The coding region runs from base 592 to 1668 and encodes 358 amino acids. The transcript has 2 exons. Gene Ontology annotation, molecular function: structural constituent of cell wall. The record is from RefSeq and is a predicted model, not a curated record. Gene Ontology annotation, biological process: fungal-type cell wall organization.